Molecule: messenger RNA, 1120 nt
Organism: Drosophila guanche
Lineage: Eukaryota; Metazoa; Arthropoda; Insecta; Diptera; Drosophilidae
Product: NSFL1 cofactor p47
Exons: 1
Coding region: 50-1087 (345 amino acids)
Biological process (GO): autophagosome assembly; membrane fusion; Golgi organization
Cellular component (GO): cytosol; nucleus
Molecular function (GO): ubiquitin binding
Source: RefSeq, a predicted model, not a curated record
CAUAGCUAAAUAUGUUUUGUUUUUUUUGAAUCUCUGUCUAAAUUGCCAAAUGUCCAAUGAGGAGAACUUGCUACAAAGUUUUAUGAAAAAGUAUGGCGUGCAGGAGGAUGUUGCCCGUCACUAUCUGACAGCCAAUGACUGGGCCUUGGAGCGGGCCAGCUGCACAUACGAGUCGGACACGGCCGCGGGCAGCAGCAAUGCCAUUGAAACGUCCAGCACAGACCAGCAGGAUGAUGGCACCGAGGAUAACUUUGCCGCAAGCUCCACCAACACCCUAGUCCAGUCGGAGAAACGUGUCAGCAUCGAGAACUCCACUCCGGCCCUGACCAAUUUGGACAGCAGCCGCAGCAUGCGUGCCUGGGGGCAAGGCCUGCGUCUGGGCAGCGCUCAUCCGAUCAAUCCGUUGCCGCCACGGCGCCCAGCUCAGGACUCGGACACGGAGAACACGGAGAACGACAGCGAACAAACGAUUGUGGUGCUGAAUCUCUGGUCGGAGGGCUUCUCCGUGGACGGUGGCUCGCUCCGGCUGUACGAUGUGCCGGAGAAUGAACGUUUUCUGCGCUCCAUCCUGCGCGGGGACUUCCCCCCGGAGAUGCUGCUUCUGGGCCAAAGGUUGGAGCUGAGUGUCCAGGAUCACACCAACGAAUCCUACAGGCAUUUUACGCGCAAACAGUUUCUGGGCUCAGGGCGCCCGCUGGGCAAUCCCUCGAGUCACUUGGAUAUAACUCCGCCACCGGAGUCAUUGGACAGGCGCCAGGAGCAGCAUGCAGAGGGCAGACUGAACUUCGACGAGAGGUCAGCCAUGACCACUGUCCAGCUGCGUCUCUCCGAUGGCAGCCGCAUCUCGGCCCGCUUCAAUCCCACCCACAAUGUGGGCGAUCUCUACCGCUACGUCCGCCUGGCCCGACCCGAGUACUCCCACCGCAGCUUCGUGCUGAUGACGAGCUUUCCCCGCCAACAGCUGGACGAGACGGAUGUCCGCACCCUGAACGAGGCGAAUCUUUGCAAUGUAGUCAUCAUCCAACACAUGCACGAGGCACAGCCCGAGCAAUCCUUCAGCGACUUUUCUGAUGUGAAUCUUGACUAAAUCUGAAUAUAGACAGCGAAUUUAGCCCCUUUU